This is a messenger RNA of Ochotona curzoniae (black-lipped pika), 3579 nucleotides long. It is a transcript of the gene CRACDL, whose product is annotated as CRACD like. Lineage: Eukaryota; Metazoa; Chordata; Mammalia; Lagomorpha; Ochotonidae. The record is from RefSeq and is a predicted model, not a curated record. The transcript has 10 exons. The coding region runs from base 40 to 2928 and encodes 962 amino acids.
UUUUACCAGUGCGUCAGGCCUGACCCCAGUGAUCCGGACAUGAUCUCCACAAGAGUGCUGGACAUCAAGCUUCGGGAGACUGCAGAAGGCCUUGGAGAUGACAGCACAGGAAAGAAAAAAUCCAAAUUCAAAACUUUUAAGAAGUUCUUUGGGAAGAAGAAGCGGAAAGAAUCUCCUUCGUCCACGGGCAGUAGCGCCUGGAAGCAAAGUCAGGCCAAGAGUGAGGUCAUUGCCAUCGAGUCGGGACCCGUGGGCUACGAAUCCGAGGAUGAACUUGAGGAAUCAAGAGGCACUCCGAUGGGCAGCCGGGCCCUCUCGCAUGACAGCAUCUUCAUCCCCGAGUCGGGACAGGACCCAGCUCGACCUGUGCGGGUGUUUUCCCAGGAGAACGUGUGUGAUCGGAUUAAAGCUCUGCAGUUAAAAAUCCAGUGUAAUGUGAAAUUGGGGCCACCUCCUCCAGGGGGGCUUCCUGCCAAGCGAGCAGAAGAUGCUGGCAUGAGCUCUGAAGAUGACGGACUGCCCCAUAGCCCCCCUGAAAUGUCCCUGCUGCAUGACGCGGGUCCUAGCACAACCAUAAAGGUGUCCUUCGUCUCCUCAUCCCGGCCACCAUCUCCAGACCAUGCGAACGAUGCCGCCAUCUCCUCCCGGACCUCGGACAGCAGCCUGGCCCCCGUGGCUGACUUCAGUUACCCUCCAGAGUCCUCCUCCUGCCUGGACAACUCUGCGGCCAAGCACAAGCUCCUGGUAAAGCCCCGGAACCAGCGCUCCAGUAAGAUGAGGCGGCUGUCUUCGCGGGCACAGUCUGAGUCCCUGAGUGACCUGACCUGCACACCCGAGGAGGAGGAAUACGAGGAGAAGCCACUGCCCCAGAUCCAAAUGGAAGGGACCCAGGACUGGGUCCCAGACAGAGGCCCUGAGCCCAGGCCUCUGGCUACCUUGCUGCAUCCUGGAGGGCCCCGUGCCAGGCGCGGGCGCCUACAGCACUCCCCAGCACUCAGUGCCAGUGUGGAGGAAGGGCUCCCCCCUGCAGAUGAACCCUUAAGCCUCCCGACAACCCCAGAGGUCAGUGAACCUGCAUCAGACCCAGCUCCCUGCUUGGAGACCCCGUGUCUGCCUGAUGACGCUGUACACCCCAGGCCCAAUAGUGCAGAUCAGGAGGAAGUGCUGCCUGCCACCGCCCCAGCUCUCCCGGCUGUGGAUACAGCAGAGGAAGCCAUGUGUGCAGAAGAGGUAGUGUAUACUGGAGACGUGGAAAGCCCAUUAGCUGCCCACUGCCCUGAGGGAGACACAAAACCUCCUGAGACCAUCACCGCCACUAUCUCCACCUCAGAGCCAGCAUCUGAGCUGGAGGAGCCAGACAGAAACAUCCCAAAGGAAGCAGAACCCACACUGAAAGUGCAUGGGCCUGAACAGGCUGAGCAAGACACUACCGCAGCACCCUCCCCAAGCCCACCAAUGCCCAAGAGCUGCCUGAAGCACAAGGCCUCAGCCGUGAGCAUGGACCUCAGUGGGCCCCCUGCGCCUGCCUCUAUGGAGUCCCCCCUAGCAGAGACUCCUCUCUGUGUCCCUGACAGAGAGGUAAUUCCCCUGGAACAUCCCAAGACUGAGCAGGCCGAGUCUCCACGAGAGGGUCCCCAGAAGGCAGUGCCUGAGCGGAAAACCGAGAGAGGCAGUGGCAGAGGCCGUGGCAUCAGCGAGCUGCGGAGCGUGAAGAAGUUCUCCGUGUCCUCGUGCAGGGCGCGGCCUCAGGCAGGUGGCUCCCGGCUGCCGGAACAUCCUGGUCCCACUGGCCCCUCCAGUAUGCGCCUGCCCCUGCUGAAGAGCGGCCUGGCCUGGCGGAGCGAGGCAGCUCUCGAUGACCUCCAGUUGCUUCCUGAACCCCAGAUCGUGAAGCUGGACCCUGUGAAGCCACCAGUCUGUGACCUCCAGGACUCUGGCGACACAGCAGCCAGUCAGGCUGGACAGGGUGGGAGCCCACAGGAGGCAGUGUCCAUCACACCCAGCACGAGAGAGCCCUGCCCAGCUGCUCAGGAGCUAGCCCCAGCUGAGGACAGAAACCCCUUCCCAGUGAAGCUGAGGUCCACCUCUCUGUCUUUCAAAUACAAAGAAGGCUCUUCCCAGGAAGCCAAGGGGAUCAAGCGGUACAGUGCCGAGGUCCGACUGGAAAGAGGAGGGCUGACGCUGCUCCCCAAAGAUGAGAAAGCUCCCCAAGGGGCAGCCCCUGUGCUUCGAGGUGCCAGGUCCCCCAGCGACCAAGGCAAGGUGAAGGCCCGGUCCCCGGAGCAGCUCAGCUCCAAGCCACCUCUGCCCAGAAAGCCGCUUCUGCAGAGUUUCACACUCCCGCAUCCACCUGCGCCUCUGGAAGCCAGCCCCGGAGAAACAGAGAAACUCAUCCCCCCGUCAGACUCCAGGAAGGAGAGUAGGGCAGUGGAGAAGAAGUCACUACACAGGGCAGCCGAAAAAGGGCUGCCUCCCUCAGCAUCGGGGUCUGGCACUGACACCCAGCCCACACCACCCUGGAUCACCGUGGCUCGACAGAAGCGGCGAGGGGCCCCGGACCAGCCCCCCAACCAGGAAGACAAGCCUGGGGUGCAGACCUUGAAGUCUGAAACGGGAAAGCCAGCCAAGGCAUCUGAAAGAGUCCAGGAGCCCACGAAGCAAGCCGACUUUGUCCGCAGCAAGUCCUUCCUGAUCACCCCUGCUAAGCCCAACAUGGGUGGGAGGCAGGGCACCAAGCUGAACCUCAAGGAGGGACUGCAAAGAGGAAUCUCACUGUCCCAUCAGAACCUGGCUCAGGCUGCCGCCAUGACGGAGGAAUUGCAUCAGCUCAAGAGGGCCAGUUACGCCAGUGCGGAUCAGCCAUCCUGGAUGGAACUUGCCAGAAAGAAAUCUCAAGCCUGGAGUGACAUGCCCCAAAUAAUAAAAUAGAAUUGCAGCACCUUAAUCAUGAAUGUGCCUCCCUUGCCAGGCCACAUCAUUAAAAAAAAAAAAAAAGUGCCGAUGAAUCACGGCAAACAAACAGGGAAACUUGAGAUGGAUUUUAUCAUCAAGCAGGGGAAGGAGGAGAGAACCAGACUUGAGCAAAGGGAACAAGUGCAAUGCACAGCCAUCAUCCUGAGCCACAAGGGGCUCAAGACAAGAACACUGAGGACUGCCAGGCACGAGUCCCUGUGCCCAGAGGGGUACGUGUGAGGCUGUCAGAAUUCCCUGUGUAACAAGGCCUCCAAUGAGGAAGGGAAUAGAGAUGCAACAUGGAUGUGUGACCAGACACCGGGCAGGACCGGGAGAAAGCCUUUCCAGGAGGCCAGCCUGCGCUACCACCAGUCACUGCCUCGCCCACGGAGCCUGGCUUCCCCUUUCGUGUUUACUUCUAGGCAUGACGUUUAUGGUAAAACAGGGAUGCCGUUUCCAAGCGCAGCUAUGGACCAAUGUGUUUUCCUGAAGACAAAGCAGGAGAGAAAGGAGGUGUACCAGGGCUCAGCCAUUCACAGACUGUUUCCAAGAAUAAUUUUUAAACUUUUCCACUAGGCAUCUGUGUCCUUAACCGUUGCACAAUGCAUUGCCUGUUUAAUAAAAAGU